Messenger RNA from Calliphora vicina (urban bluebottle blowfly), 1738 nucleotides. It is a transcript of the gene Argl, whose product is annotated as Argininosuccinate lyase. Bases 200 to 1600 code for a protein of 466 amino acids. Gene Ontology annotation, molecular function: argininosuccinate lyase activity. The transcript has 3 exons. The record is from RefSeq and is a predicted model, not a curated record. Gene Ontology annotation, cellular component: cytosol. Lineage: Eukaryota; Metazoa; Arthropoda; Insecta; Diptera; Calliphoridae.
CACAGAAAAUAAAAUAUUAUUAUAAUAAUUUUACAGCAAAUUAGAAACUACACGCGAGAUAAUAACUCAAAACAGUUGUGAUUUUAAUCUGAAUAAGCAAAGACCUUUAAAUCAAAAGUUCCCAAAAAAUAACAGACGCCUCAAAAAUCUAACGGAAAUAUAUUAAAUAAUUUUAAUUUAAUUUAAAUUGAAUACAAUAAUGACACAACAAUUGUGGGGAGGUCGUUUUGGUAAAAAUGCCGGCAAAACUAAUGAGUGUUUAGCCACGCUCAAUUGCAGUUUACCCGUGGAUUCCAGACUCUUUGCCGAUGACAUAGAUGGCAGCAAAGCUUAUGCGGAAGCUUUGAAAAAGGCGGGCUAUUUGACGGCCGAAGAAUGUGAAAAGAUUUUGACGGGCCUAGAAUUGGUGCGCUAUGAUUGGAUAGAGGGUUUAAUGAAAUUCUUGCCCUCCGAUGAGGAUGUGCACACGGUCAAUGAACGUCGUUUAACCGAAUUGGUGGGUGAUGUUGGUCAACGUUUGCAUACCGGACGCAGUCGUAAUGAUCAGGUUAUUACUGAUAUGAAACUUUGGCUGCGCAAGGCCAUACGUGAAACCUGCUCCAGCAUGCGUAAGCUUAUGGAAAGCAUGACCCAGCAAGCUCAACAACAUUUGGGAGUUUUAAUGCCCGGCUACACGCACAUGCAAAGGGCUCAAACUGUGCAAUUUUCCCACUGGCUAUUGUCACAUGCCUUUGCCCUGCGUGAGGAUUGCUUGAGAUUAUGUGAUGUACGCAGUCGUUCGAAUGUUUUACCCUUGGGCAGUGGUGCCCUGGCCGGUAAUCCUUUGCAAAUAGAUCGUGUUUGGUUGGCGGAACGUUUGGGUUUUGCCGCUGUUACUGCCAACAGCAUGCAUGCUGUGGGCGAUCGUGAUUUUGUUGUGGACUUUAUUUACUGUUGUUCCAUGGCUGGUCUGCACUUAUCACGCCUGGCCGAAGAUUUGAUUAUAUACGCCACCAAAGAGUUUGAUUUCAUACAAAUCUCCGAUGAUUUCUCAACAGGCAGCAGUUUAAUGCCACAAAAACGUAAUCCUGAUAGUUUAGAGCUAGUAAGAGGAUUGUCGGCCAAUCUAUGUUCUCUAUUAACCGGAGUCAUGAUGACCAUUAAGGGAACUCCAUCAACAUAUAACAAAGAUUUGCAAUUUGAUAAACACUACUGUUUUGAGGCUUUUGAUAAAUUACAACUGGCUUUGGCGGUAACUGAGGGAGUGGUGAAGACCAUGAAGAUAAAAAUGCAAAAAAUGGAAAUGGCCUUGAGUUCAGAUAUGUUGGCCACCGAUUGGGCUUAUUAUCUGGUACGCAAGGGAGUACCCUUCCGCAAGGCCCAUCACUAUAUAGGCGCUGUGGUGGCCCAUGCUGAACGUAUGUCUUUGGAAAUUACCGAAAUUCCCUUAGGAGACUUACAACAAAUUUGUCCUCAUUUCGAUGUGGACAUUGCCAAAGUUGCAGACUAUGGUGGCAAUGUGGAGCAAUAUGAUGUUAUAGGUGGCACUGCCACCAUUUCGGUAACAGAACAAUUGAAAUUAUUGGGGGAAUUUAUUAGUGGUUUAAAGAAAUUAGAAUGAUGGAUUUUUGAAGGUUUCUUUUGUUAAUGUUUUGCUAACCUUCUGUUUUUUGGGGUUUUUUAUUUACACCAAAUAUUAUUAUUUAAUUAAUUAAUGUAUAUUACAAUUUAUUGAUAAAAUAAUUAAAAAUUUUAAAUU